AUGGAACCGUCUCAACUUGAUCUCCGCUCGGCCUCUCCAAUACCAAGUUCGAUGGACGCUUUCUCAAAGCCAAGGCCUAGAGUACCCAGAGGCCCGGCUCAGGCUGCUCAAGUCCGAAAGCAGAAUCGACGGCAGGCGUAUUUGGAACGCCAUCCCACGUACUUCAAAUCCAUGGAACACGAGCUUGCGGAUCCGCUACUUUAUGAUAGUCUGGUCCGUCGCUUCCAAACACCGGAGGAACGAGAGAAGGAAGGGAGAAGGAAGGGAUAUUCGCGAGUCCUAGAAGUAGACCUACUUCGUGGUGAAGCUAAGCUCUCGCAGCUUGCCGAAUCUUCUUCGACCGCAGACAGUGCUGUCAAUAUUCCAGCCCUAGAGAAGCCUACCAGUGUGCCUUUGCGAAGUUCAGGUCAAACACCCAAUACGAAGGAAGAGGGACAGGAGAUGUGGGAUAACUUUCUCAAAGAUAGGUUUAUCCUCGGCCAGGACGAGGAUUUCGACUACGGCCCUGUCGAUGCUGAUGACUCUCUGGACACACUGGAGUUACGAGACGAGGAGGAAGCUUGGUUCAACGACGAACAGCCUGGAUGGGCCAGUGACACUGGCGCAAGCAAUGUUGGCAACGGCAGUGGUACGCAACUCAAAGGGGAGACAGGCGUUCAAGAUUUCUAA
Neoarthrinium moseri is the source of this 669-nucleotide messenger RNA. RefSeq lists its product as uncharacterized. The record is from RefSeq and is a predicted model, not a curated record. The transcript has 2 exons. NCBI's taxonomy places the organism in Eukaryota, Fungi, Ascomycota, Sordariomycetes, Amphisphaeriales, Apiosporaceae. Bases 1 to 669 code for a protein of 222 amino acids.